UUUCAUGUUAUGGGCAAUGAAAGCACAAAUUUCGCUUACAAGAGACUUCAUGUUCUUGCGGCGACGGUUAUGAAGAUGACUGUCUUCUGAGGUGCUGCCUUUAAAUAUUUAGUUCAAUAAAGGUGUAGUCCGUGACUCUAGAUAACAAAUUUCAGUUAUAUACUAUGUGUGUAUUUACUGUGUGUCUUAGACCUUCCGUAUAAGGUUGCCACGUGUGGGGGAACUGGAAAUAAUUUUAAUAGAUUGGCUGACGUAGGCCAGCAAUGACUCGCUUUGCUAGAGCUCGAGGGUCCAAAUCCUCCAAUGAAAGGAUUCCUGAAGAGGCUACAUCAUGGAAUCAAAUGAGACAGCAGCUGCAAGAGAAACAUAAUGUCCCCAGGAAAGACCAAACAAAAACAGAAGAAAGAGAAAAAUAUAUGCAAUGUGAGGUUAGUGGUAUUGACAGAGGUGAGUGGGCCAUGUUUGAAGAAAAUUCAAAAAUAUCGGGUCUCAACAGUGAUGAAAAAAGGAUAAAGAAGCGCAAGAAUUUUGUUUCUGCAGAUUCAAGUACAGAAAUUUCUGAACCAGAAAAAGAUUAUUCCAGAAAAAAGGAUAAGUUACAUGUGGUUCAAAAGAAACGUACUGUGAAAAAGUACUUGAAACAAAUAAAAAAAGUGUCUGAUGAUGAAAGUGUGACUGAUAAAGUAGAAAGUUGUGCUACACAAAGAGAAAAACAAAACAGUGAAGUUUGGAAGGGAAAACAGGGUUUCAUAAUCCAUGGAAAGGAUUUAGAAAAUCAACAUGGAACCAAGGUUGGUAAACCAACAUCACAGGAGAGGAAACAAAGGAAGAACAAGCAGUCAGAUACAGAACCACCUCUUUGUGAAACUGACAGAAUAACUGCUAAUAGGAAAGAUGUAUUUCAACAAAAUCAAAAUGAAAAUUUUAAAAAGAAAUUUGAUGGGAGAAAAGGUAAUGACAAAUCUGUUAAAUGGAGCAAGUCAAACAUACAUGCUGUACAGAUGUACAUAAAUGGCAAGGAAAUAGAGGUUGUUAAAUUUGAUGGAUUUCCUCUGAAAAAAGAAGAUGCACAACGUCUUGAAGAGUUGCGUCAGAAUUUACUUAAACAAAGAAUCCCAAGGAAAGAAAUUGUUGCUGUCAUGAAGCGAGAGCGGCGCAAAGCAGAAAAGUUAUUCGCCAGAGAGAGAAAGAAAGUUUGUUUUCACUGUCGAAACUCUGGUCACCUAUUGUCACAAUGUCCAGAACUUGGAAGCUCUAGUGAAUCAGGAACAGGAAUCUGUUUCAAGUGUGGUUCAACAGAGCAUACUCACUUUCAGUGUCAGGUCAUCCGCACACAGGACUUUAGAUAUGCUGAAUGUUUUGUCUGUAAAGAACAAGGCCACAUUGCCCGUCAGUGCCCUGAUAAUCCACGUGGCCUGUAUCCCAAAGGUGGUGCUUGCAAAGUCUGUGGAGAUGUUACCCAUCUUAAGAAGGAUUGCCCAGAUCUGAUAAAGGAAAAAGAACAACAAACAUUAACUUUAGGAACACUUAAUAAUAAUUCCUUAGAUGCUCUAGAAGAGGAAUUGAAAGAAACAAAUUAUACCCCAGAACAUAACUUACUGAAGAAGAAAACAUGUGUGAAAUUUUAAAGGAAUAGCACUGUGAUGAUGUAUUUAAAACUCUUUAGCAUUUAACGACUUAAUGUUAGUUACUGGAAAACUUCUUACAGUGUUUUAAUAUGCAUAGUAGAAUAGACAUGUAAAAUAAUCUAUCCUAUGUCAUCAAAUUCAGAGUUUCUGCAGAAGUACAAAAGAUUGUACAAACACAGAAGAAAGUAUCUUUAACUGUGUCAGUAUGAUUAAACAUUUGUCACUUACAGGAACAUCAAAACACUAUGCUAGCACUGUAGUGUACUAAUUUUAGGAAGAAUUAUAUUGUGGAUUGGUAAGAACUCACUAUAUGUUAUAUAAUUGUAUUAAUGUUAUCAGAGUGUGGUGCAGUUAUGUUUAAUCCAAUUGUGGCCUUCAUAUAUAUUUGUACCAUAAAUGAAAUUAAAAUGGUUUCCAAGAGCACAAGA
Messenger RNA from Zootermopsis nevadensis, 2056 nucleotides. RefSeq lists its product as uncharacterized. NCBI's taxonomy places the organism in Eukaryota, Metazoa, Arthropoda, Insecta, Blattodea, Termopsidae. Gene Ontology annotation, molecular function: nucleic acid binding; zinc ion binding. Gene Ontology annotation, cellular component: nucleolus. The record is from RefSeq and is a predicted model, not a curated record.